AUGAAGUCAUACAAUUGUCCUUUCCCCCUGUCUGAUCCUAAGAGCAGAUAUUGUCUCUGUAGCCUUUUGAUAACGGUGUCUUUGAUUUGUGGUGUUUACUUAAUUGGCGGUGCAUGGCUGCGGAAGGAUUUAUUUAAGUUAGCACCGGGUAUUGGACUAAAAAUGAAACAUCAACCGCAAGACUCAGAUAAAUGUGAGGUUUCGUCUCUGGAUAUAGAAGUUGAUGACAGCACGCAUACUACAUGCCUCGGAAGAUGCAAAGGAGAAUGCAGACCUAUUGGUAGUGAAGCUUUGCCGAAAGGAAUUGUUUCGUCAUCUUCAAACUUGGAAAUGCGUCCUUUAUGGGGACCUGUUUCAGAGGAUUCCAAGUCAACCCGUGGACCGGGUUUGUUGGCUAUUGCAGUUGGGAUAAAACAAAAAAGACUGGUGGACCAAAUUGUUAAGAAGUUUCUUGAAAAUGAUUUUGUUGUGAUGCUUUUUCACUAUGAUGGAGUUGUGGACGGGUGGCGUGAUUUGGAAUGGAGUGAUAGAGUAGUCCAUAUCACUGCACCAAACCAAACCAAAUGGUGGUUUGCCAAACGUUUUCUACAUCCGGAUAUUGUUGCUGAAUAUGGAUAUAUUUUUUUGUGGGACGAGGACCUGGGAGUCGAGAAUUUUCAUCCGAGAAGGUAUAUAUCAAUUGUAAAGGAAGAAGGUCUUGAAAUUUCACAGCCUGCUCUCGACCGUGGUAAAUCCGAGGUGCAUCACUCUAUCACUGUACGGAGGCGCAAAUCGAGAGUGCACAGGAGAUACCAUAAGUUCAAAGGUGGCGGAAGAUGUGAUGACAACAGUACAGCUCCCCCAUGUGUUGGUUGGGUGGAGAUGAUGGCUCCAGUUUUCUCCCGAGCAGCCUGGCGUUGUGCUUGGUAUAUGCUCCAGAAUGACUUAAUCCAUGCGUGGGGCCUGGAUAUGAAACUCGGUUAUUGUGCACAGGGUGAUCGGACUAUGAAAGUUGGUGUGGUUGACGAGGAGUACAUUGUUCAUUUAGGCCUCCCUACACUUGGUGGCUUUUUAGAUGAUAAAUAUACGGCAGGUGAUAAUAUGUACAACCUAAGUAACAGAUCUGCGGUUCGUAGACAAUCGUACACGGAGAUGUUAAUAUUUAGUAACAGAUGGAAGAAGGCUGUGAAGGAGGACCAGUGCUGGGUUGAUCCCUUCACACGACCCACUCAAAGACCCAAAGUCGACUGA
Messenger RNA from Striga hermonthica, 1230 nucleotides. NCBI's taxonomy places the organism in Eukaryota, Viridiplantae, Streptophyta, Magnoliopsida, Lamiales, Orobanchaceae. The record is from the annotation of a GenBank genome assembly.